Messenger RNA from Archocentrus centrarchus (flier cichlid), 4733 nucleotides. It is a transcript of the gene adgb, whose product is annotated as androglobin. Gene Ontology annotation, molecular function: protein binding; calcium-dependent cysteine-type endopeptidase activity. Lineage: Eukaryota; Metazoa; Chordata; Actinopteri; Cichliformes; Cichlidae. The record is from RefSeq and is a predicted model, not a curated record. Gene Ontology annotation, biological process: proteolysis.
GCGUAAACUUUCAACAGCAGAGAGAGCGCGAGAGAUGUAGCUUGAUAAACAAAGGCACCCCUCAGAGGCUCCUUCACUUGUUCCUUACAGGUGACCUCGUGUUUUUGCCACUACAAUGUCCAAGGGACAUGCAAAGAAAAAGGAGUCAUCUUCCAGCAAAGUGUCUUUAUCCGACCGGCAGACUGAAGCAGCGUCCUUAGCAGCCACUUCUUUUGAGAGCCUAGGACGCGUGGGGAGAUACAGAUUCUCCAUUUGGCCCGAGUGGGAUGAGGCAGACGUCAACAAGGAGAAAUGGGACUCAAGCACAGGACCUGAAGAUGGGAAGCCAAACAAGUGUCCUAAUGCUCCAUUUUUUGAGGAUCCUGAAGGAAAGCUUUCUCUGCCUCCAUCUUUGAAGGUUCACACCUGGAAGCGCCCCAGUGAGUUUAUUGUUGACAAGGGUCCCACUGUUGUUGACAAUCAAAUGACAUUUGACCUAGUCUCCUCCAAUUGUCAUCUGUUUUGCAGUGAGCUGAUGAGGUGGAUUGUCAGCGAGAUCCACAUUCUUUGGAUGCUCAGGGGCUGGAGACCUUGGGCGCACAUCUACUCGUUGUGUAAGGUGGUGAAAGGUCAUGUGCCACUUUUCAACAACUAUGGGAAAUACGUGGUCAGACUUUACUGGAUGGGUUGUUGGAGGAAGAUAACAGUGGAUGAUUCUAUGCCAUUUGAUGAGGAAAAUAACCUGCUUCUCCCUGCCUCUACCUGUCAGUCAGAGUUAUGGCCAAUGCUAUUGGCUAAAGCUCUAAUAAAAGUGGCAAACACAAAUUGGCAUGCAGAUGUCUGCGAGGAGAUGGGCGAGUUCACCUUUAUCCACACCCUCACCAGCUGGAUUCCAGAAACCCGUCCGAUAAAGUCAGUAUAUUUGAGAGAAAUUUGGGAGUUCUUACUGCACUCCAUUCCUGCAUUUAAACACCUGGAUGACAGCUUGCCAGUGACAAAGCCUGAGCCUGCAGAUGCAGCUGCACGGAGGGAUUCCACUCUAAGUGAAAAUACGAGUCAGCUGCUGGAGUCAGAGGAAUGUAAAGGUGACCCUGAGGUAGUGGUGUGUGCUGGCUACUACCCUUUUCAACUACAUAACAAUUCCUUUGGGUUCGGCCAGAUGGCUAAUUCCUCUGAAUUUCUACGUUGUUACGGCCUGUCCUUGCUGUAUAGCAAUGCUGUCCUGUUGACUAGAACCCGCUCAUGCCCGCUAGAGGCACCACCGAAACCUCCACCUGUGGCCCGAUGGAAACUCAUCCGUCAGCCCAAGAAAAUUUUGGUCACUGCUGAACCACAGAAGAUCCCUUUGUCAAAACCAGAGCAGUUCAUUGAGGCUGCCAGCCCUUUUCUCUUCGACCGUACCAAGAGCAGCGGGGGCUCAAUUCCAGAGUUAGAAGCCAAGCAGAACCCUCCCAGGAAGUGCUCCCGCAGAUCCCCUCUGGUUUCCAUUACUGAAGAGACUGAAUGUCCAAAAGGCCUUGAGCUUUACACGGCUGACCACACCACUAACUUACCAAACUGCACUGACAGAAUAGAGGUUACCGCAGAGGACAAGAAGAACAGUGACGACAUCUCCAAUGAUAGGCCCAAAACUGCAAUCAAAGAGGCAGUAACUGAGGAAUCUUCAGCUGAUGGCAGUCCUGUCCUACAGAAGACCUGGGUUGACCUGGAAAACUUUGAUAAAUGCUUUCAGACUCUCUUGGUGUUUCAUAAACCACAGAUUUACCAGCAUCAUAUACAGAAAUCACAUUUUAAGAAUGCUGUCCUGUCCAAAACAACAGUAGCCUUCAAAAGCAAUGGAUCAUCUACACAGUCUCUUAGCACUGGAUCCCUGUCUGUAGCAAGCCUUCAACAGUGUCCAGAGCUGAGAGGCACUUAUUACCUGUGUGUGGACAGCCUACAACCUUCCCAGAUCCUCAUCAGCUUCUCUGCUCUUCUUCUCUGGGGACAUACUGCCAAGGAGAAACAGGAAAUGUCAGCAGCACGUAGGUCUGCAGUUCUCAUUGCCCUGCCACACUCCUGGACAAGUCUGCAGUCUCAGCUGCCAGUUCUCUCCAUCAAGACCACCUCCACAAAGGCAGCUGUGUUAAACUUACCCCCAGGGAGGCAUGUGCUGUGCAUCCACAUAAAUGCAGCAUUGGGUUACCAUGUCCAUCUUUGCAGCAAGACACCAUUCAUCUUUGGAGAGGAAGAAACCAUCAUGCCACACCUUACAAAGGAAAGUGCUCGUUUCACUGAGCAGGCCCAUUCUAUCUUUAGGGCUCUGUCCAGAUUGGUGGCUUCCUUUAGUGAUGAGCAGGAGCAGCCAGCAAUCAGAAAGAUCCUGGAAGAGACUCACUGUCCCCAAAACAUCAGCACCACCCUGGAAAAAUGGGAACACUGCAAGGUGUUUAACUUGGCAGUUUACCACAUGCUGGGUGAGGCUCUGGGGAGGAAGCUGAAAGCAGAGGAGCAGUUUGCUGUACAGGCUCUCACUGCCAACCCUUCACGCUUCACUGCAAACCCUGAAGAAUACGCCCCUACACAUGCAAAUUCAGAGCCCCCAGAAAUGUGGAGAGACAGGAGGCCAACAGACAGAGAGGUCAAGGCAGUGACCAUUCUGCAGGCUGGAUUCAGAGGGCACUUGGUGCGCAAGAUCCUUAAUGCCUCAAAACCUGCAUUUGUCUUUUCCCCCUUUGUCAUCUCGCAGUUGCCGGUCUUGGUUCAUUAUAAAGGAACGAAGGAGAACCUCAGUGCGUCCAAGAUCCUUUCAGACGUGUGGCCGAAGGUUGAAUCUGAUACACACAAACAUGCCGCUUUCUUGCUAAGGUAUAUCAUCAAAAAUUCGAAGAGGAAUGGAAACCUCUACCCAUAUCUACAGGAUGAAUCGACCAGGCUCACCUUUGCUGAUUAUACCGUCUCUCUUCCAGACACAGUCAGCUCGUGGGUCUUGGUCUUUAGAGAGGUUUUCCUGGUUUCUGAGGAGAUGCUGGUGGUACUAAAGGUCUAUUCACCAAUCCCUAAUUGUCUGCUGCAUGUCAUAAAUAAUGACACAGGAAAGGAGGUGGACCUGGUCUUCAACAGAGUAGCACCCCGUGUCUAUCAACCCAAUAAGCUUGGUUAUACCUUCGUAGCAGAGGCUGUCACACCUGAAUUACCCACUAUUGGUGCAAAGUGGAGGAUGCGCUUGAUUGGCUCAAAAGAACCCCUUCCAAAGAUGUCCCGUGAGACUCCAGUCAGUACAUUCUCAGUAAAGGAAUUCCGGGAUUAUUACAUUCCCAAUGACAAAAAUCUUAUAUGUCGUUACAGUGUACAUGUAACAACAAACAUUCUAGGAACCAUUCAGCUUCAGACUUCCCAGCCAGAUGUAUUGAUACGUCUGUCAAUUCUAGACCAUGAGAAACAAAUGGCCAGCAAAACUGGAAAGGGCUGUGUGGUGAUUCCCGCUUUUUUCUUCCUGGCAAACAAAGACUCAAGUUGUACAGAAGAGAAGAAACAGGAGCAGCCUCCCCCCCAAAACACUUCCCUGUUAAAAGAUGGAGAAGACAGUGCAGUUAAAAAAUCUAACUCCUCAUCUGACCAGUACCAGCCUCCCACAGAGACUAUGGAUCACAAGUAUGUGGUGCAGGCAGAGGUGCUUUAUAAGACCUGGCAUCUGGAUGAUUCUCAGCUGGCUUUUGCCCGUUCAGUCAAAGACUCGGAGAACAAUGAGACACGAGUAAACAAACUUGAGGAUGUAAAGCUUUCAUCCACCGCUAGCACGCCGAGUCGUGACGGGCACAAGUCGAACGCACCCAAAACCCACCGUAAAACCGAAGGUGACAAAGGAAAGCCAGCUGCCACGCAGGAAGUGAGCCUUGACCUAACUAAACCAAACUGGAUGCUGCGUGUUGUCACGGACAACAGCAAAACUGAGGGCAUUAAGGUGAAGAAGGACACGGAAAGAAUAGACCAGAUUAAAGCCAUUAAAAAAGCCUGGGAGAUGGUUGAGCCAGGACGCUCUGCCAAGGCUUUACAGUCUCAUCUCCGAUUUCUUAACCAAGUCCAGCAAAAAGCGAGUGGUGAAGCUGCUACAGAGGAAAACAAAGACCCUGCUGCUUCAAGAUCUGGUCUAGACAUCCCUCCCAGUCCAUCCAAUCAAAAGCUGACUGGCACCCCCUCCUAUCCUCACGUGGACUACAGUCACUUAACCAGAUACCAAAAGGAUUCUCCAGUGCUGAUGGACUCACACAUAGAAGAGGCCCGGCAGAGGGAGCACUUUGAAAAGAUCCAGACUUACCGGCUGGUCCGAGAGAAUGCGUUGGAGCGGAGUAAACAGGAGGUGUUCAGCAGGAAGGAGCUAAUGAGACGUCAGCUAGAGAUGUAUGAAAGCAUGCAGGCAGCCUUGGGGCAGCGUUGUAAGAAACUAUGCGAUGCGUGCGAAGCAUUUAGUAGUUGUCAUCUAGCGGGCAUCAAAACGGAACAAGAAGAGAAACAAGCUCUGGAGGAGGCCCAGUCGGCAGCUCUGGAAAAAACAGCCCUCACCUCUGCUUCUGCUCAGCGGCUCAACAAACAUGCCAAGAAAGCUGGCAAGAAGAAAUGAUGGCCACCGGCACCAGCAUCCAGUCUCAGUUCUCCUCAGCAGACAGCUCGUCACACUGAAUUAUCUUCAUUCAGUCACAACGUUGUUGCUCGUAUUAUCAGAUGAGAAGUUUGAUUGCACGAUUCGGUGCUCUCGUCUCUUUCCUACGCCUUUA